GGGAGAAGGAAGUGUGUUCAUCUGCCCUUUUGUUUUCGUAGUUGAAGUGAAGUAUAGAGUUCGAAGAAAAGAAUUAUUGGUAGAAAAUGGCAACUGGAUUUUGGGGAGAGGAUCUUGUCUGUCGAAGAGUGAGACAGAUGGCACGACAGGGUGCCAUCGGCGUAGAGGAGCUCAUAAGGAGAAAGGUGUGCAGCCUUCGGCAGUGGAAGAUGACCCGCUUUGGCAACCAACAAGCCAACGGCAGACGAUUCGAGUUCACCCUCAUGACGUACAACAUACUCAGCCAGACAGCCAUCGAGAAUCAUCGAUAUCUAUACAGAAAAUGCGAUUCCCGUUUUCUAGACGAAGAUUACCGCAUUUCCCAGAUCCUGCCAGAGAUCCUGAACUCUCAAAGUGACGUCAUAUGUUUGCAGGAAGUGGAGGAGCGACUAUUCGAGGAGAAGAUCCGGGGAAAGUUCCACUCCAACGGGUUCGAAGGCCUUUUUAAGAAGAGGACCUGCAAGGACGAUGGUUGUGCCAUCCUAUGGCGGACGCAGAAGUUCUCUCUUAUAGACCACGAAAAUGUAGAAUUCGCUAAGAAAGAUCACGAAAUAUUAAACAGGGACAAUAUCGGACUAAUCGCUGUGCUCAAACCGAAGCAUCCAGACACCACCAGAAUCAAGUUGCACGUGGCAACAACCCACCUCUUGUUCAAUCCAAGGAGGGGAGACAUCAAACUAAGUCAGUUGCGCUUGUUGCUCGCUCAGUUGGAGAAAAUGGCCCUGAAGAAAGUGGGCAGUGAUGGACAACGGACGUACCAUCCUGUUAUUCUAUGUGGAGAUUUCAAUAUUGCACCCCAUUCUCCUUUAUAUGAGUUCAUCGACACUGGGAGGUUGGACGUUCACAAUCGGAUGUCUGGGGAUUUGUCUGGCCAAAGCGAGGGAAAAAACAAGGGAAGGAGAGUAACUACGUGGCAACUGUCCUUGAAAAGUGUUGGAAUCGAUGACGCUGGCAGGCUUGAAUCUGUGAAUGAAAGUUCAGACAGUUUAUCUGCUUCUAAAAAACUAUGCACCUCAAACAAACAAAACAUUUCCUCCAAACCUUCUCCGUCUAGUCCAUGCAGCUCAGAAGUAACGGACGGUGCUCAAUCUGGAAAUAACAGCAACUGUGUAAAUUUAGAUCCAAAUUGGCUGGCUUCUGUCAAAAAUCCUGCUUGGAUCGCAGCUUUCCAGUCAUUGAACGGUGUCCAAGCAGCCAAAGAUAGCGAAUCCGUGGACUUCGUCAGCCCUUCACCUUGCUUUUAUCAUGACUUUCACUUUGUCCCUGCUUACAAGUACCACACUGACAAAGAGGAACUUCCAGUCACCUGCAUGACGGGAAGAGAUGUGAAUAACGUGGACCACAUCUUCUACAACGUGACGGAAAAGUUCAGUCCACGAGCCUACAAAGAGGGUCGGUUGAAACUGCUUGGAGUUUACUCGUUGAUGCACGAGAAAGACCUCUUAGAUAUAGGAGGAUUGCCCAAUGCAUCCUUGGGCUCUGAUCACAUAUUCCUGAUGGCUAAAUUCGCCAUUUCGGGGUAUUAUCAGUCGGAAAAAACUCACUAGACAUUUCUUUGUUUUACUUCUACUUUGAUGACGAUCUACAAUUUUUUACCACAAAUAUUUCAUGUAUAUAGCAAAUUAUCAUCCACUUGUAUCUUGUUGUGUUUGAAAAUUAAGAUUUAUAUUUGAAUUUCAUCAUGUUGGAGUUUAGUGUCGUCCAGACGAUAUUGUUUGAAAGGAAUCUGCAAAGCGUUUGUACAUUAUUAGCGUGAUAUUUCAGUGCAGGGCUCGUGUUUUUUUACCCUGGUCAUUAAAAUUUGUUGCUUUUAAUAUUAUCCGUUUUUAUUUUUGUUUUUUUUUCUUUGCGUACAGCAUUUUGAAAAGGUUUUUUUCAUCACAUUAAAUCAUCAAAUAUCUUUUAAACUUUAAAAUAGUUAUGCUACUUUAU
Molecule: messenger RNA, 1971 nt
Organism: Uloborus diversus
Lineage: Eukaryota; Metazoa; Arthropoda; Arachnida; Araneae; Uloboridae
Product: protein angel homolog 2-like
Exons: 2
Coding region: 87-1586 (499 amino acids)
Molecular function (GO): 3'-5'-RNA exonuclease activity
Source: RefSeq, a predicted model, not a curated record